This is a messenger RNA of Anolis sagrei ordinatus, 6949 nucleotides long. RefSeq names its product cullin 4B (gene CUL4B). Gene Ontology annotation, biological process: DNA damage response; protein ubiquitination; ubiquitin-dependent protein catabolic process. Gene Ontology annotation, molecular function: ubiquitin protein ligase binding. The record is from RefSeq and is a predicted model, not a curated record. Gene Ontology annotation, cellular component: Cul4B-RING E3 ubiquitin ligase complex. NCBI's taxonomy places the organism in Eukaryota, Metazoa, Chordata, Lepidosauria, Squamata, Anolidae.
CUGCCUGCGGCUCAUCUCGGGGGUGUUCAUGUUUCCCACAGGUUUCUCUUCCGCUCAGGAGGUCAGGCCUGCCACUGAUGGUAGCAGCAGCAGCAGUAGCUCCUCUUCCUCCUCCUCGUCUUCCUCCUCCUCUUCCUCCAAGAAGAGAAAGCUAAACAACAGCGAGAAGGACGAGACGGAGCCCCUCUCUUCCUCCUCUUCUUCCUCCUCCUGCUCUUCUCUCCUCCCCAGGAACCAUUCCUCCUCCUCUUCUUCCUCAGCCAUUGCUACCACCUCCUGCUCUUCCUCCUCCUCCUCGUCUUCCUCCAACCACCACUUGCAGAAGAAGCUCCGCUUUGAGGACUCCUUGGAUUUUAUUGGACUCGAUGUCAAGAUGGCCGAGGAGUCUUCCUCCACUUCGUCGCCGGCUUCGUCUUCCUCGUCUGCUUCCCAACAGCAGCAGCAACAACAACAACAGCUCAAAAGCAAAAGCCUCCUCCUUUCUUCCGUGGCCGCGGGACACCACGCGAACGGCCUGACCAAAGCCGCCUCGUCCAGCGUCUCCAGCUUUGCCAAUAGUAAACCGGGCUCGGCCAAGAAGUUAGUCAUCAAGAAUUUUAAAGAUAAACCUAAACUGCCUGAGAAUUACACAGAUGAGACCUGGCAAAAACUAAAAGAAGCGGUAGAAGCUAUUCAGAACAGUACUUCAAUAAAGUAUAAUCUAGAAGAGCUCUAUCAGGCUGUGGAAAAUCUCUGCUCCUACAAGAUUUCUGCAAAUUUGUACAAGCAGUUAAGACAGAUUUGCGAAGAUCAUAUCAAAGCACAGAUUCAUCAGUUCAGAGAGGAUUCAUUGGACAGCGUUCUAUUUCUCAAGAAAAUAGACAAAUGCUGGCAAGAUCAUUGCAGACAAAUGAUCAUGAUUAGAAGUAUCUUUUUGUUCCUGGAUCGAACCUACGUUCUUCAAAAUUCAAUGCUGCCAUCAAUUUGGGAUAUGGGACUUGAAUUGUUCAGGACUCAUAUAAUUAGUGACCAGAAAGUUCAGAACAAGACCAUCGAUGGCAUUCUUCUCUUGAUUGAGAGGGAGAGAAACGGAGAAGCGAUCGACAGGAGCCUCCUCCGCAGCCUUCUAAGCAUGCUUUCUGACUUGCAGAUCUAUCAGGAUUCUUUUGAGCACAGAUUCUUGGAAGAAACUAACCGACUCUAUGCAGCAGAAGGACAGAGGCUUAUGCAGGAAAGAGAGGUUCCAGAGUAUCUUCAUCAUGUCAACAAACGUUUGGAAGAAGAGGCAGACAGGAUUAUCACAUACUUGGAUCAAAGCACUCAGAAACCACUAAUUGCUACUGUAGAAAAACAGCUGCUAGGUGAACAUUUAACAGCCAUUCUACAGAAAGGUUUAAAUCAUCUCCUGGAUGAAAACCGAAUUCAAGAUUUAUCGCUACUAUAUCAGUUGUUCAGUAGAGUGAAAAAUGGCGUGCAAGCUCUUUUGCAGCAGUGGAUCGAAUAUAUAAAGGCAUUUGGCAGCACGAUUGUGAUUAAUCCGGAGAAAGACAAAACAAUGGUCCAAGAGCUACUAGACUUCAAAGAUAAAGUUGACCAUAUAAUUGACGUUUGCUUUUUGAAGAAUGAGAAAUUUGUCAAUGCCAUGAAAGAAGCCUUUGAAACCUUCAUCAACAAAAGACCAAAUAAGCCUGCUGAACUCAUAGCUAAGUACGUGGAUUCAAAGCUUCGUGCUGGAAACAAAGAAGCUACCGACGAAGAGCUUGAAAAGAUGCUGGAUAAAAUUAUGAUUAUAUUUAGGUUUAUCUAUGGGAAAGAUGUUUUCGAAGCCUUUUACAAAAAAGAUCUAGCAAAGCGGCUACUAGUGGGCAAAAGUGCCUCCGUCGAUGCUGAGAAAUCCAUGCUGUCGAAACUCAAACACGAAUGUGGAGCUGCUUUUACCAGCAAACUUGAAGGAAUGUUUAAAGACAUGGAGCUUUCGAAAGACAUCAUGAUACAGUUUAAACAGUAUAUGCAAAACCAGAAUGUACCUGGCAACAUUGAACUCACCGUGAAUAUCUUGACAAUGGGCUACUGGCCAACCUACGUGCCUAUGGAAGUUCACCUGCCAGCAGAGAUGGUCAAGCUCCAGGAGAUCUUUAAAACAUUUUAUCUAGGAAAACACAGUGGCAGAAAACUUCAGUGGCAAUCAACAUUAGGACACUGUGUACUCAAAGCAGAAUUUAAAGAGGGCAAAAAAGAGCUGCAAGUGUCUUUGUUCCAGACUCUAGUGCUGCUUAUGUUUAACGAAGGCGAAGAAUUCAGUUUGGAAGAAGUCAAGCAAGCCACUGGAAUAGAAGACGGAGAGCUGCGGCGGACGCUUCAGUCGUUAGCCUGCGGCAAGGCCAGAGUGCUGACAAAAAGCCCCAAAGGCAAAGACGUGGAAGAUGGCGACAAAUUUACCUGCAACGAUGACUUCCGACACAAGCUCUUCCGGAUAAAAAUCAACCAGAUUCAGAUGAAAGAAACGGUAGAGGAACAAGCCAGCACUACGGAAAGGGUGUUCCAGGACCGGCAAUACCAAAUCGACGCAGCCAUCGUGAGAAUCAUGAAGAUGCGCAAGACGCUGAGCCACAAUCUGCUGGUAUCGGAAGUAUAUAACCAGCUAAAAUUCCCAGUAAAGCCUGCUGACCUUAAGAAGAGAAUAGAAUCGUUAAUUGACAGAGACUACAUGGAACGAGACAAGGAAAACCCCAACCAGUAUAACUACAUUGCAUAAAUAUACAACCAGCCUUUUUUUGUUGUUUUGUUUUGUUUUUUUCUUUUUCUGCGCACUCAAUGUCCUUCCUCCUUGGUUGCCGGUGGAGAAGCCACCCGUUGAUCCCAUUCAAUUAACCCCCCCUUUUUCCCCCUACUACCAGUGACUGAAAUGAAAAGCAGCGUAAUGGGGGAAAGGGGGUGACGUAAGCGAGCGAACUUUUCUCAAUGGCCGUAACGUGCCCAUUGAAGGAGUAGUAUUUACAUUUUUCAGAAGAAUGCUGUUGAACUCUUUGCAUGACACUUGGUAUGGUGUGCAGAAAAACCAUAAGGAAGUUUCCGGUCUUUGGGGGAAAUGGACUUCAAGGGAGGCCUUUCUUUAGGAGACAGAACAACAACAAAGGGGUAAAAAAAAUACUUUUUUUUUACUUUUGUUAAAAGUAGCCUUUUUACAAAUGCUUAAACUGCAUGCAAACGAUUUCCUGUUUGGAAUUAAUUGGAUUUGUGGAUCAAAUAGCGAACGAGAAGCCAAGCUCAAAAUCUGUGGAUUCAUAAAACAAUUUGCAGCUCUCAGAAAGAAAAUUGCCAUUCAUGGAGGUGGUUCUCAACAACAAGCAAAGAGAGCUUGUUCCCCUACCACGUCAUUAAUUCCGUGCAAGUGUGGAGUUAUUGUGGCAGCUUAUUAUCUCCACAUUUUGAUUAAUCCCACCCAGAGGAGAGCUUUAGCCACUGCAAGAUGUAAUGCGUUGCCAUCAGCUCUUUUGGAUGGCUCUCAACCUGUGAGUCCCCAGAUGUUUUGGCCUUCAACUCCCAGAAACCCUAACAGCUGGUAAACUAGCUGGGAUUUAUGGGAAUUUGAGACCAAAACACCAGGGGACCCACAGGAUGAGAACCGGUAAAGUUUAAGGCUGUGGUUCUCAACCUGUGAGUCCCCAAAUAUUUUGGGCUCCGACUUCCAGAAACAGCUGGUAAACUAGCUGAGAUUUCUGGGAAUUGGAGGCCAAAACACCAGGGGACCCACAGGAUGAGAACCGGUAAAGUUUAAGGCUGUGGUUCUCAACCUGUGAGUCUCCAAAUAUUUUGGGCUCCGACUUCCAGAAACAGCUGGUAAACUAGCUGGGAUUUCUGGGAAUUGGAGGCCAAAACAUCUGGGGACCCACAGGUUGAGAACCACUGCAGUCUAAGGUGACGUAAACAUUCAUUGGUGGUCACCGAAAGCCCUUUGAUUGGUGCUGCAAAGCCCAUCAUAAAAAGUGUAGCGUUUAGAUCACCAAUAUAGGCUCCUCAUCUUCAAAUGUAAAUACUUGGGAAAUAAAAUGACUGUUUGAAAGUUGCCAUCAGGGCCCUUCCCUCCUCCCGUUUUUCUAUCGUUUGCAAAGAAAUGAAAUUUUGGAUUUCCUUUUCUGUCACAACACUACAAAACAGUAAUUCUCAGCCUGUGGGUCCCCAAAUGUUUUGGCCUUCAACUCCCAGAAAUCGUAACAGCUGGGAUUUUUGGGAGUUGGAGGCCAAAUCACCCACAGGUUGAGAAUCUACUACAAAAGCCUGCCCUUGAGGAAGUUUCCCCUCUUCUAAUUCUCUGUGAUUUCCGCUUCUAUUGCAAGGAAAAGCUGGAUGUUCAUGGAGACGCUCGUUUCAAGUCUUUGCAGGCUCAGCCAGCAUUGCAGCCCACUCAUAUCUGCAGGUUGUUGCUGAAGUGACUUAGUUAAUAUCCUAAAGUUUGUGCUUUAAGAAGCGUUCCUUGAACCAGCUUGCCAAAUCCGCUUUAAAGAAUGUAGAGAGGACCAUCCUCUCCAACCACGUGCUUCCCUUCAAAGACACCAGAGCAGUGGUUCUCAACCUGUGAAUCUCCAGAUUUCUUGGCCUUCAACUCCCAGAAAUCCCAACCAGUUUAUGAUUUUUGGGAGUUGAAGACCAAAACAUUUGGGGACCCUCAAGUUGAGAACCACGGCACCAGAGAAUUGCAAAACAUUGCAAGAUCCGACUUCGCGAAAAAUUCAGGACUUGAGAAUCUCUGCCUAUUUUUUUCCUUGUUGUCCCUUUCUUUUUACUUUGCCUAAAUCUAUAAACAGUUCAUCUUUUCCUUGGUAGGUUUUAGAGAUGUUCCUGCCAUCGUAUAUUACGUUGUGCAUGUUUAUGCCUCAAAACCUCCUUUGCUCAGUGUUGCUUUAAUGGGAACCACUACAGCACAGAAUUGCAAAACGUUGCAAGAUCCCACUUUGCAAACACUGAAGCGCUUGAGAAUCCCUGCCUAGUUUUUUCCUUGUUGUCCCUUUCUUUUUACUUUCCCUAAAUCUAUAAACAGUUCAUCUUUUCCUUGAUAGGCUUUAGAGAUGUUCCUGCCAUCGUAUAUUACGUUGUGCGUGCUUAUGCCUCAGAACCUCCUUUGCUCAGUGUUGCUUUAAUGGGAACCACUGCACCAGAGAAUUGCAAAACGUUGCAAGAUCCCACUUUGCAAACACUGCAGCACUUGAGAAUCCCUGCCUAGUUUUUCCUUGUUGUCUCUUUCUUUUUACUUUCCCUAAAUCUAUAAACAGUUCAUCCAGCUGCAUUUCCUACGUUUUUGGAAUUAAAAUCCCCGAAAUGAAGUGUUUUGGAGCAAAUAAUGCAGCUGUGCCAAGGGGGGAAAUGUCAAAAAUGUUACAUGUGCAUGUAGAGUGAAAACAUUUCAACUCUUAACGGAGAAUGAGAGCCAAGGACGGGGACUUUCAAAAUGGAUUUGGGCCGUAACAGAAACUGUUUACAGCGAGAUCCUUUUGAGAAAAUGUCCUUAAGGUUUUGCACGAUGGCAAUUCAGAUCAUCCCAUGGAGUUCCUCUAUUUCUGAAGGAGAUUAUUAGAGUUUGGUUGAGCUCAUGAUGGAAAAGGCUAUUGCUGGGUUGCUGUUUGUUUUCCGGGUUGUAUGGCCAUGUUGCAGAAGCAUUCCCUCCAAAUGUUUUGCCUCCAUCUAUGGCAGGCAUCUCCAUAGAGGUAGGCGAAACAUCAGGAUGCCUGCCAUAGAUGCAGGCGAAACAUCAGAAGAGAAUGCUUCUGCAACAUGGCCAUACAGCCUGGAAAAUUCACAACAAACCAUUGGUUCUGGGCAUGGAAGCCUUCGACAAUACAAAGGCUAUUGCGUUGGCAACCUCUUAAUUUCCUGAUUGAGCAUUCUAUCAAAUUGGUGUUAGCCAUACUCUCCAGCAACUCUGCUGGGAUCACGUGCCUGCGUUAUUGAGCCAUACAGAUAUGUAUAAUAGAUGACUGAUAGACAAACACACCUUUCUUGGACUGUGACCCUCGUGUCAGGCCAUAGGUUUUCCAAAACCCGCCCUCCGUUGCAUGCAGUUUAUAGCAGACUCCUUUAGAAGAAACUGCAAAUUUAUUAUAAUAUAGUUUGGGGUGUGUUGUGUUUUUUUUUUUUUUACAAAAAAGAAAAACUUCCUAUACAAAAACACUGGUUUUUUCCCCUUCUUUUGGGUGAUUUAAAAUGAAUUUCAGAAAGCGUCCGUUUGGUUCCGAAACGAGCGGCGAAAGCGUUGUACAAACUUGUUUCUGUUCGAUAGCUUAACACAAAAAGGUGCCAAAGUACAGAGAGUGGAUUGAAACGAAACGUAGGCCAUUGUUCAGUGAGAGCGGUGCUUUUGCCUUCUUCUUUCUUUUUGUUUUGGGUCCUUCCGAUGCUCCUUUUAUGCGUUGCGCAUUUCCGUGUGUGUGAUCUACGUGUGUCCUGGUCUCUGCACCUCUCCAAGGCCAACCAUCAUUUGUUUCUGUGCAUCUGAGGACACCACUUUGGGGUUUUAUUUUCCCUAAAUACAAUAGGGAAAGCGUCUGUUUCAAAAGUUCCAAGAGUCCAGCAGCAUUCGAAAAUGUAAUAUACUGUUUUUGUAUAAAGACGUUCUUCAGAAGAGUAUCUUUGAAGCUGGAAGGAAGCGACGGAAAGGGGGAAAUAAGGCCCUGCUCCUUUCCGGGCACCGUUUUUUUAAAUGGGCCGCUUAAAAGAGUUUUACUGGUUUGUGGUGGGAACGUUCUGCUGGCCCAAUGGGGCAUAGGUCAGCAUUGCGUCGUUCCAUGCAACAACAACAAACAAAAACACAAAACAAAACAAAAAAAAGUUAAAAGUAGGUCAAAUGUUUCAUAAGAAGUGGAUUGGGUACAGAGAGUCUCUUCUUUGGUAAAUAAUGUAAAUACAUGUCCUUUAAAAAAAAAGAGUGAGUCUGUUAUCUAGGUAUUUUGUGUCAUUUAAUAAAUAAUAAACAGUU